This is a messenger RNA of Jaculus jaculus (lesser Egyptian jerboa), 429 nucleotides long. RefSeq names its product apolipoprotein C1 (gene Apoc1). Gene Ontology annotation, biological process: negative regulation of lipid catabolic process; negative regulation of lipoprotein lipase activity; very-low-density lipoprotein particle clearance. Gene Ontology annotation, molecular function: phospholipase inhibitor activity; fatty acid binding. Gene Ontology annotation, cellular component: high-density lipoprotein particle; very-low-density lipoprotein particle; extracellular region. NCBI's taxonomy places the organism in Eukaryota, Metazoa, Chordata, Mammalia, Rodentia, Dipodidae. The coding region runs from base 73 to 339 and encodes 88 amino acids. The transcript has 4 exons. The record is from RefSeq and is a predicted model, not a curated record.
GCCCCGAGGCAGCCCGGGACCUCUGCACCCCAGCCUGCCCGACCCGCCCAGGCCGCCCCUCCCGCCCUCGCCAUGAGGCUUUCGCUCGCGCUGCCCGUCCUGGUGGUGGUCCUGGCCAUGACCCUGGAAGGCCCAGCCCCAGCCCAGGCGGCCCCAGACAUCUCCAGCACAUUGGAGGGCCUACCGGAUAAGCUGAAGGAGUUUGGGAACACCUUGGAGGAUAAGGCCCGGGCGGCCAUUGACCACAUCAAACAGAAGGAAAUUUUGUCCAAGACCCGAAACUGGCUUUCAGAGACAUGGAGUAAAGUGAAGGAGAAGUUCACGACCACUUUCUCCUGAGCCUGGAAGACCACGCCUGAGCAAGGACCUGUCCAUGAGACCCCAGGUCUCUCCUUGCCUCACACCAAUAAAAGUCCUAUGGAGAAUUGC